Durio zibethinus is the source of this 2109-nucleotide messenger RNA. Its product is annotated as putative GPI-anchored protein At1g61900. Lineage: Eukaryota; Viridiplantae; Streptophyta; Magnoliopsida; Malvales; Malvaceae. Gene Ontology annotation, cellular component: plasma membrane. The record is from RefSeq and is a predicted model, not a curated record.
CUCUAAUUAUCAUUUACUUUCGUAGGUUUUUAGGAGAAAUAAAAGAAAAAAAAAUGAUAAAACGCAGCGUUUUAACGAAAGGGAAGGUUACUUGAAAUAGUAAGUCGGGUAAAGAAAAACAAAAGGAAACACGAAACCGAAGAGAAGAUAAAAAAAAAAAAAGGUGUAAAGUUGGCUUCGCUGCUCUCAAGUCUCUAACUUUAUCUACGCUCAGCAGAGCAGCAGCGACCCCAUUUCUCACUCACUCACUCAUCACACAAAGAAACAAAAGCCCCCCAUUUUAUUUACUGUUAUCAUUAUUAUUAGUAGGGUUUUCCCCUAAAUUAUAAACAAAAUAAUAAUAAUAAUAAUAAUUGGUCCUUUUUCACCCACCGAUUCAACCCUCCUUAUGAUUUGAUAUUUUUUCCCCUAAAUUUUCACCAGAAUAUGUUAUGUGUUCCACAUCUUCAGGUUUUACUGCAUUGCUGCAUUCGUAGUUACGGUGUUUAAUCAACUACAUUAGGGUUUUCUGCUGCAUGAUUCAAUGGUGCCAGAGGGCUAGAAGAGCUAUGGACUGUUUUAAGACUGUUAGCCGUCUUAAAGGUUCCCUGUGCCAACAGUUAUUACUAUUCAUUCUCUGGUUAUCCAGUUUCCAAGAUGUAGCCGCAUCGCAGAUAUUGCUCGACUCUAGUCAUAUUUCUUCUACAUCUGAGCUAGCUAAUCCACCAAAUCCACCAACUACUGGAUUAUUUGAACCUAUAGAAAUAUCCCCUGCUGUCAUUCCUCGUUACCCGUAUCCUGGUGAAUCUUUGCCACCUAUGUACCCAACUUUUCCCACCACAUAUGAACCAAAUUUAACGGGAAGGUGCCCUGUAAAUUUUUCUGCAAUGUCGAAUAUCAUGGAGAAGACGGCAUCUGAUUGUUCUCUACCAUUGGCGGCAAUUGUAGGAAAUGUAAUAUGUUGUCCACAGCUUGGUAGUUUACUCCACAUCUUCCAGGGUUACUACAGUAUCAACUCUGAUAAGUUGGUCUUGCGAAAUGCUGUUGCUAAUGAUUGUUUUUCAGAUAUCAUUAGUAUCUUAGCUAGCAGAGGGGCCAACAGUACAAUACCUACACUUUGCUCUGUAAAAUCAUCAAAUCUGACAGGUGGGUCUUGUCUGGUGAAGGAUGUUAAUACCUUUGAGAAAACAGUUAAUACAAGCAAGUUAUUGGAGGCUUGCAGCAUUGUUGAUCCUCUAAAGGAGUGCUGCAGGCCAGUUUGCCAAUCUGCAAUUAUGGAAGCUGCUCUACAGAUUUCUGGAACACAAAUGAUGCUCAAUGAGAAUAAAAAUGUGGUUGGGGAGACUAAUCAUAUUGAUGCCAUCAAUGACUGUAAAGGGGUGGUAUAUUCAUAUCUUUCAAGGAAGCUUCCACCAGAUGUGGCAAACACUGCAUUCCGAAUACUAUCUGCCUGCAAAGUCAACAAGGUUUGCCCUUUGGAAUUUAACCAGCCCUCAGAAGUAAUAAAGGCAUGCCGUAAUGUAGCUGCUCCCAGUCCUUUAUGUUGUAGCUCAUUAAAUACUUACAUUGCGGGGAUACAGAAGCAAAUGUUAAUUACAAACAAGCAAGCCAUAAUCUGUGCAACUAUGUUUGGGUCAAUAUUAAGAAAAGGUGGAGUUAUGACAAAUGUUUAUGAGCUUUGUGAUGUUGACUUAAAAGAUUUUAGCAUCCAAGUAUAUGGUCAACAAGGAUGCCUACUACGAAGCUUGCCAUCAGAUAUGGUAUUUGACAAUUCAACAGGCUACAGCUUUACAUGUGAUUUGACUGACAAUAUUGCAGCUCCAUGGCCUUCCUCAUCUUCAAUGUCGUCCUUGUCUCUUUGUGUUCCAGCAGAGAUGUCAUUGCCCGCCUUACCAACAUCGGACAUGCUGAAAAAUACUGGCUGCCAUGGUUGCACGUUGGAAAUCUUGGUACCCAUUUUUUCAUUUUUUGUUUUCAGUACAUUUUUGUACUGAAGAGAGUUAUAGAGUGAGGGAUUGAGCCGGUUUGAAGUUGUAGGGGUUUUCAGUAAUUGACUAUGUCAUGUGUGGGGAAUUUACAUGUAUAUUUUGAGUAAACCUUCUUCGUGUAUAGUAGUAUCUAUUUCUUUCC